Molecule: messenger RNA, 3284 nt
Organism: Parasteatoda tepidariorum (common house spider)
Lineage: Eukaryota; Metazoa; Arthropoda; Arachnida; Araneae; Theridiidae
Product: monocarboxylate transporter 12-B
Biological process (GO): transmembrane transport; monocarboxylic acid transport
Molecular function (GO): monocarboxylic acid transmembrane transporter activity
Source: RefSeq, a predicted model, not a curated record
ACUAAUGACUGCAACUAAGAAAGACUACAAUGUUUCUGUUGCCAAUUCACGAGAAGUUAACAAUCAUCAACACAUGGAAGAAGAGGAAGAGGAGGAAGUGGAAGUCUCGAUGCCAGAGCCACCUGACGGCGGAUGGGGAUGGGUGAUAGUAUUUUGUUCUUUCAUGAUUCACGUUAUAGUAGAUGGCGUUACCUACACAUUCGGUAUUUUCCAUGUAGAAUUUCUAAAAUACUUUGGUGAAAGUAAUCAAGCAACAUCUUGGGUGGCAUCGAUUAUGGUUGGAACAACUUUCUGCGUAGGUCCAUUUGCAAGUGGAUUGACAAACCAGUUUGGAUGUAGAACUGUGACAAUUGUAGGGGCAUUACUUGCUUGUUUUGGCUUAAUUGUAAGCACAUUCGCACCAAACAUCACAUUCCUAUAUUUCAGUAUAGGAUUAUGCACAGGUACUGGCUUUGGACUGAUGUAUUUACCAGCCAUUGUCUGCGUAACUUGCUAUUUCGAGAAAAAAAGAGCAUUUGCGACUGGAAUCGCUGUCUGUGGCUCUGGUAUUGGGACAUCCCUCUUGGCUCCAAUCACGGAAUGGCUGGUGAGUUCUUUGGGGUGGAAAGGUGCAAUGCUGGUCACUGCUGGCUUCGUUCUGAACUGCUGCGUUUUUGGCUGUUUGUUCAGACCUCUGACUGAGAAAAAGACAGUAGUGAGAAGGAUGACACAUGCUUCCAUCUCAUCGAAUCUUCCAUGCAAUGGAAAUGGCUUCCUGAGGAAAGGAUCACUUCCAAAUGGUACAAUUGGAACUAAUGGAGAAAUUUGCCUGUUACCAUUAAAAGGUGAAAACUAUAGACAGCAUUCUUCAUCACUGCUUGGUAUCAAUAAUCAAACAAGGAAUUCACCGAGCAAUCAAGAGAUUCGCAAUGCUACUUCCAUGACGCUCAGCUGUGGAACAAACUCAUCAAGACGGUCUUCCUUACGCUUGAGAACAGCUCCGUUAGCCAGAAAAGACAUUUUUUACAGUGGAAAUAUUCCACAGAACUCUAAUCUCUACCUGUACAACAUGCAAGUGGAUGAAGAAACUAAAAAUGCCAUCAAAGGGCAAGAAACCCUUUGGACUCGUGUUCUUGCAAAACUGUGGCCAACAUCCAUGAGAGAUGCUUUCAAAGAAAUGAUGAACUUUAAACUCAUGGGUGACAUCAUUUUCCUCAUGUUUGGCUUUUCGAAUUUUUUUACAAAUAUUGGAUUUAAUGUUCCAUUUGUGUACAUAAAAGACAGAGCGAUUGGCAUGAAUAUUGCUGAUGAUGUACAUGCGAGUUACUUGUUGUCGGUAAUUGGUAUUGCCAAUACUAUUGGCAGAGUCAUAUUAGGUUAUAUGUCUGAUCGUAGCUGUAUCAACCGCCUUUGGCUGUACAAUGCAAGUCUUACUCUCUGCGGACUAUCUACAGCUCUCAGUUCAUUUUGCACAUCUUAUUAUCCAAUGGCUCUAUAUUCAGCAGUCUUUGGUGCAACUGCAGGGGCUUAUGUAAGCUUGACUUCGGUUAUCUUAGUGGAUCUUUUGGGCCUGGAAAAAUUGACCAAUGCCUUCGGAUUGUUAUUACUUUUUGAAGGAGUUGCUUGUUUAAUUGGACCACCCAUCACAGGUUGGCUUUAUGAUUAUACUGGCUCUUAUGACCCAGGAUUCUAUGUAUCAGGCUCUAUGAUUGCAAUCAGUGGCAUCAUGCUAUUCUUCAUCCCAUGUGUCGAAAAGUGCGCCAAGAAUAAAAACAAAGAUGAAUCUGGAGUGGAAAUUAAGUUUUCACCAACUAGCCCCGUAAAUUCUUCCUCAUCAAAACAAGAAGUUUGAAGCGGAAAUGCGUACAAUCAAAAAUGAUUACAAUUCAGAAGGAACAAAAUCGCUUUUUUUUGCCAGGAAAGAUUAUAAGAUGGCAUAUUUUAAGUUAUUCCGUGAGAACAUGACGAAAAGGUCAUGUUAUAUUUAUUUUGAAUCACAGCUCAAACACAAAGAAACAGUUCGGCGGCAAUCAUGCUACUUUAAAAAAAUGUAAGAUUGUAAUUACCUUACGAAUAAUGAUUGUAUCUCAACGUGUGACAUAACCUUUGAAGCACCAACAUGUCAUUUCUGACACUAUCACAUAUCAUUACAGAUAUUGAAGUUAUUACAGAAGAAAUUUAUUGCUCAGCCCUUACCUCAGAUAUCUUAUUCCAAUGGUUACCUAGAAAUACUCUGCUAUAAUGUACCUACGCCUUUCAACAAUUAAGAAAUGUGCCUUCUGUGGAUAAAUAUAGCGAUUAUUUUGUUUAAAAUUCUAACAUGAUAGUUUACUUCAAAAUAUAUAAAGCAUAAUUUUAUAGAUAUAGAAAUCUUUGAAAUUUCCAUGAAAUUGAGAUGUUUAAAUCGCAAACACACAAUUUAAGUCUGUGUGUAUUUAUGUAAACAUUUAUGCUGAACAACAAAAGAAGGAAAUGAAUUAAUUGAUAGUUCAGUCAAAAGGAAACGUAUGAAAAUGUGAAUGAAAACAAUUUGUACUUUCAAUGAGCUGUUAGCAGGUCGUGGCAAAUUAUGGGUCCAUCAGGGAUGCAUCCUACAAUGAUUUUGAAAAAUUAUAAAAUAUGGCUAAAAAGGAAAAAAAAACUAUUCAUUAUUUUUUCGUCAUUUGUUUUAAACUCUAUUGUUGAAGCAUCAUAAUUCUUCAUAUAUGGUAUAUAAAGGGUUCGUCUAGGAAAUAUAUUGAUUGAUUGAAGAAAAUAUAUAGAAAUGCAAAUUGGACAACCUUAAUUCUUAAGGUGAACAUUUGUAAUCAUAUAUUUUUCAAUUUAUUGGUAUUAUUAACUAUAUCAAGGAAAACUUCUUGAACCUUUUAAAAGUUUUAAGAAUCGGGAGUUUAUAUUGAAAUCUGUUAAUAACAAAAUGUUUCAAAACAGUUGCCAUAUAUAGUUUUGAACGUACAGACAGAAUUCAGAAAUUAAAUUCAGUUUGAAAAUACAAGGUUCACAUUGCUGCAUUUAAAAAAAAAAAAAUUAAACUAAGUUCAUAAUCAAAAGUUAAAUUUUAAAUAAAAAUGCAGAUAAGUGAGAAACACUAAAAUGAAAUAACCAGUUGAAGUUUGGUAAGAUAGAUUUUUUAAAGGGGUUUUUAAAAAUUCAAAUAUUCCCUCAAAGGGGAGACUCAGAAUGGGAGACAGUGUGAAUCUUAUGUUACUUUAGCAAAUGUGUUUCACGGACGAAAGAUUUAAAGAACGUUGCUACUUCUGUUUUAUAUUUUGAAAUUAUGAAAUAAAACCAACUUAACUCAAAAA